AUGGCAUUGACUCUCCAAACCGCAAUCAACGGCCCGGCCAACUCGCCCGCCGUCAUCAUCCCGUCCAAGCCCGCCCUGACGGCAACCUACGGCGACCUUGUCCGCGAGACCGCAAACUUUCAAGGCAAGCUCGCCGCCAUCGGCAUCACCACCGCCUCCCCCGUCUCCAUCGCCACCGUCAACUCGUAUGAGUUUAUCGUCUCGUUCCUGGCCGCCUCAUGGCAGCGCGGCAUCGCCGCCCCCCUGAACCCGGCCUACAAGCAGGACGAGUUCGAGUUCUACAUCGAGGAUGUCAAGUCUGCCAUCGUCCUCGUGCCCAAGGGCGCGUACGCCGCUGGUGCACCUGCCGUGAAGGCUGCCCAGAAUUUCAAUGCCGCCGUCGCAGAGACAUACUGGGAUGCGGCGAAGAAGGAAGUUGCGCUUGACGUGAAGGAGUUGGGACAGCUCAAGGGCAAGGGACCUACGCAGGUGCUGAAGGCGCAGCCAGACGAUGUCGCGUUGGUGCUUCACACCAGCGGAACCACCUCCCGUCCCAAAGUUGUCCCUCUCACCCACCGCAACCUGACCAGAACGAUGAAAAACAUCGAAAACACAUAUCAGCUCACCUCCGCGGACCGCACGAUGCUCGUCAUGCCCCUCUUCCACGUCCACGGCCUCCUCUGCGGCCUCCUCGCCCCUCUGGCCACCGGCGGUUCCAUGGUCGUCCCCUCCAAGUUCUCCGCCACCGAAUUCUGGCAGGACUUCAUCGCCCACAAGGCCAACUGGUACACCGCCGUGCCCACCAUCCACCAGAUCCUCCUCAAGAACCCGACGCCCAACCCGCUCCCGCAGAUCCGCUUCAUCCGCUCCUGCUCCUCCCCGCUCUCCCCCACCGUCUUCGCCCAGCUCGAGGAGACGUACAAGGCCCCCGUCCUCGAGGCCUACGCCAUGACCGAGGCCGCGCACCAGAUGACCUCGAACCCGCUCCCGCCCGCCAAGCGCAAGCCCGGCACCGUCGGCCUCGGCCAGGGCGUCGACGUGCGCAUCCUCGACGACGAGGGCAACGAGCUCGAGCAGGGCAAGGAGGGCGAGAUCUGCAUCCGCGGCGAGAACGUCACCAAGGGGUACCUCAACAACCCGGCCGCCAACGCCUCGUCUUACACCAAGGGCGGCUUCUUCCGCACCGGCGACCAGGGCAAGAAGGACGAGGACGGCUACGUCGUCAUCACCGGCCGCAUCAAGGAGCUCAUCAACAAGGGCGGCGAGAAGAUCAGCCCCAUCGAGCUCGACAACGUCCUCACGCGCCACCCGGCCGUGUCCGAGGCCGUCAGCUUCGCGAUCCCGGACGAGAUGUACGGCCAGGACAUUGGCGUCGCCAUCGUCCUGAAGCAGGGACAGCAGCUGAAGCAGGACGAGCUGAGGGGCUGGGUUGCGGAGAAGCUUGCCAAGUUCAAGGUUCCCAAGAAGAUUUACUUCACCGAGACGAUGCCCAAGACGGCCACCGGCAAGAUCCAGCGCCGCAUCGUUGCCGAGAAGAUGUUGUUGCAGGAGCAGCCCAAGGCCAAGUUGUAG
This is a messenger RNA of Colletotrichum siamense, 1551 nucleotides long. RefSeq names its product putative peroxisomal-coenzyme A synthetase. The record is from RefSeq and is a predicted model, not a curated record. Gene Ontology annotation, biological process: fatty acid metabolic process. NCBI's taxonomy places the organism in Eukaryota, Fungi, Ascomycota, Sordariomycetes, Glomerellales, Glomerellaceae. Gene Ontology annotation, molecular function: medium-chain fatty acid-CoA ligase activity. The transcript has 4 exons. The coding region runs from base 1 to 1551 and encodes 516 amino acids.